Molecule: messenger RNA, 870 nt
Organism: Papaver somniferum (opium poppy)
Lineage: Eukaryota; Viridiplantae; Streptophyta; Magnoliopsida; Ranunculales; Papaveraceae
Product: vinorine synthase-like
Exons: 4
Coding region: 1-870 (289 amino acids)
Source: RefSeq, a predicted model, not a curated record
AUGAAGGUUGAUGCAAGUGCUAGAGAGAAAAUUAAACCAUCUUGUCCAACUCCAACUCACCUUAAAACCCAUAAUCUAUCUUUUCUUGAUCAGGUUGCAGCUCGAUUCUACGUUCCUCUACUUCUGUACUACGAUGGCAACAAAGAAAACAUCGAUAUGAAUACCCGCUGUAAUGUGAUUAAGAAAUCCUUAGCUGAAACGUUAACCAAGUUCUAUUUCCUAGCUGGUAAGAUCGUUAACGACGAAAUUGAAAGGUUUGUGGAUUGCAAUGACGAUGGGGUGGAUUUUUGUGAAACCAAGAUAACUGCGUCCGGUGCUUUCUUGCUGUCCGUUCAAGUUAACGUUUUUGAGGAUUGUGGUGGUAUGGUGAUUGGUUUGUGCAUUAAUCACAAGGUAGCUGAUGCAUCUUCAAUCACCACUUUCGUGAACGGCUGGGCUACUAUUGUUCGUGAUAGAACACUGGUGACUAAGAAAUUUGCUUUUGAGGCUUCCAAAUUAGCAGAACUUACGGAAAAAUUCAAAUUCACUAAUGAAACCGAAGAUGUUAUCGAGGGGAACAAGCCGACUCGUGUUGAAGCCUUAUCGGCUUUCUUAUGGAAGUGCUUCAUAGAUAUCGAUCAAGCCGAAUUCAAGGGAGUUGCUCCUACAAGGGUUUAUUUAGCAACACAUGCAGUAAAUAUACGGUCAAGGAUGGUUCCACAGUUUCCUACAUGCUCCUUUGGGUAUAUGAUCGCCAUCACAGAUGCAAUAUCCAGCAUAAAGAACGAGGGCAGUGGCAUAAAUGAGAGAUACUACCCAAAACUGGCGCAAAAAGUCAGGGACGCCGUAAAAAAAAUCGAUAGAGAACUACCUUGUUUGGUCGCUAAAUAA